Messenger RNA from Culex pipiens pallens (northern house mosquito), 807 nucleotides. RefSeq names its product cyclin-dependent kinases regulatory subunit (gene Cks30A). Gene Ontology annotation, cellular component: SCF ubiquitin ligase complex; cyclin-dependent protein kinase holoenzyme complex. The transcript has 2 exons. Gene Ontology annotation, biological process: regulation of mitotic cell cycle. The coding region runs from base 155 to 382 and encodes 75 amino acids. Gene Ontology annotation, molecular function: ubiquitin binding; cyclin-dependent protein serine/threonine kinase activator activity; protein kinase binding. The record is from RefSeq and is a predicted model, not a curated record. NCBI's taxonomy places the organism in Eukaryota, Metazoa, Arthropoda, Insecta, Diptera, Culicidae.
UUUUAACCGCCACCGCGAAAAGGAUCCUUUCAAAAAAACAAAGCAAGCAACAGGCCCAGCGGCAGCAACAGUGAUUUUUUGUCCAACAGCUGUUUUAUUUCUAUUUGGAACGCGGAUAUUCGGUAUUUGCAGUGUGAAUUAAACCUUCCCCGCCAUGAGUGUAAAGGACAUUUAUUAUUCGGAUAAAUAUUUCGACGACGAGUACGAGUACAGACACGUCGUCCUGCCAAAGGAUAUCGCAAAACUAGUGCCAAAGACCCACCUAAUGACGGAAACGGAAUGGCGAUCGAUCGGAGUACAGCAGUCCCGGGGUUGGAUCCACUACAUGAUCCACCAGCCCGAACCUCACAUCCUGCUGUUCCGACGACCCAUCACGAAAUAGUCGACUGCAUCCGGAAUCUGGAACAUUCCACCGCCGCCGCCGCUCAAAGCCCCCGUUUUGUCCGUUGUCCAUCUCCUCUCCGUUUUAGCUGGCUAAGUUCGUGUAUGUGUAUGUGUGUGAGAGAUUAGGGAAAUUCUUGCUCUACGAAAAUAUCAGCAAAAUACCACAGAACACAGAAAAUCGCAACAAAAAGAAAGCAAACCGAAACAGAAGAAAGGCGUCGAAAAUCCAACACACUUUUUGUACAGUUUUUUACUCGUUAAUUUUAAGCUGUCCGCGAUAGUCUCAGCCAAAAACAUAAGAAUGAAAGAGCAGCCGUCAAAGGACGUGUGUUUGUGCCUUUUUUCCUAAAUGAAAACCAACAAAAAUACAAAAACCACUAGCGUUAAGGUACUUUUAAUACAAAUUUUAAUUUUGAAAAUUAA